Penicillium nucicola is the source of this 1581-nucleotide messenger RNA. RefSeq names its product putative GABA permease. The coding region runs from base 1 to 1581 and encodes 526 amino acids. The transcript is spliced from 5 exons. Gene Ontology annotation, cellular component: membrane. Gene Ontology annotation, biological process: transmembrane transport. NCBI's taxonomy places the organism in Eukaryota, Fungi, Ascomycota, Eurotiomycetes, Eurotiales, Aspergillaceae. The record is from RefSeq and is a predicted model, not a curated record. Gene Ontology annotation, molecular function: transmembrane transporter activity.
AUGGUCGCUACUAAAGUCGCCGGGCUGGAAGCCCUGGACAUGGAGCUGCAGCAGGUCGGCCAAAAUGUCCCUGAGAGCCACACGGCGGGAACUGCAUUGGAUAAUAGUGAUAUGCAUCGGAUGGGAAAGGUUCAAGAACUAAAGAGAAACUUGCGACCCAUUGCUGCACUCAGCUUUGCUUCUGUUUUGCAAGCGACAUGGGAGUUUAUUUUAAUCUCCAACUCAGAGGGAUUAUCAAAUGGAGGACUCCCUGGCAUGUUCUGGUCCUACUUAUGGACCUUUAUCGGCUUUGGAUUCAUCAUUGCCUCAUUGUCUGAAAUGGCCUCAAUGGCCCCGACUUCCGGAGGACAGUACCAUUGGGUCUCGGAAUUUUCCUCGCCGCGGCAUCAGAAGUUCCUGAGCUAUAUCACAGGCUGGAUGUCUGUCCUAGCAUGGCAAGCUGGCGCAGCUUCUGGGUCCUUCCUAACUGGAACCAUCAUCCAAGGGCUGAUCAGUGUCCGAGAUCCAAGCUAUGAGCCCCAAGGCUGGCAAGGCACCCUUUUUGUCUUUGCCAUGGUCUUGGUCAUAUACAUUUUCAAUGUGUACGGGGCUGAUGUGAUGCCGGUUCUGAGUAAUUUGUUGAUGAUCCUCCAUGUUUUGUCAUGGGCUGUGAUACUGAUUGUUCUUUGGGCUAUGGCUCCUCGACAAUCCGCGGAAGCGGUGUUUGUCACCGGGUGGAAGAAUAUGGGCGGUUGGUCGACCAUGGGAUUGAGCGUUAUGAUAGGACAGAUCUCGGCGAUCUACGGUUCCUUGAGCUCUGAUGCCUGUGCACACAUGUCGGAAGAGGUCAAGGAUGCUGCUCGAUAUGUGCCUAUUGCUAUUGCUUGGGGCUACUUCAGCAAUGGCAUCAUGGCCACAAUCCUGCUAAUUACUUACCUCUUCGCUAUUCCCUCCGUGGAGGAUGCAUUGAAUGACGUUACCGGGUUUCCGUUCCUGUACGUUUUCAAAAACGCAACAUCUACAGCGGGAGUGAAUGGUUUGACGGCAAUUACAUUGUUACCGGUCAUCUUCAGCAACAUUCUAUUCAAUGCAUCUACCUCCCGCCAGACUUUCGCGUUCGCUCGAGAUAAUGGUCUCCCAUUCUCUCGCUGGAUCGGUAAGGUUGACGCCAAACGAAAGAUUCCUGUGAAUGCCAUUGCUUUAUCCUGCAUUAUCAGCUGUGCCCUUUCUCUCAUUAACAUCGGGUCCGACACCGCAUUCAAUGCUAUCAUUUCCGUCAAUGUCGCUGCAUUGAUGUAUACAUACAUCAUCUCCAUCAGUUGCGUUAUCUAUCGAAAGAUCUGGCACCCGGAGACACUUCCAAUUCGUCGCUGGGAUAUGGGACGAUGGGGUUUGCCUGUUAACAUCAUCGCUCUUUUGUAUUCUCUGUUUGCCCUCUUCUGGUCAUUUUGGCCGGGAGAUGUCGAUGUCACUCCGGAUAAUUUCAACUGGAGCGUGGUCAUCUUUGGUGCUGUUUUUAUACUGAGUUUGGGAAUGUACAUUGUCAAAGGGCGAAAGGAAUAUGUUGGUCCUGCAGCUAUUGUGGAAAAGCAUGAGGACUAG